Messenger RNA from Pantherophis guttatus, 3002 nucleotides. RefSeq names its product cyclin G2 (gene CCNG2). The record is from RefSeq and is a predicted model, not a curated record. NCBI's taxonomy places the organism in Eukaryota, Metazoa, Chordata, Lepidosauria, Squamata, Colubridae.
GGAGCCGCCGGACCUGGGAGGGAGGGCGGACUCCAUUUUGAAGCGGCUCUGAGGCGCCUCUGCCUGGUUCUCUCCCAGAACGGCGUCCGGGGCUGAAGGAAGGAAGAACCAUGGUGGAGCUCGUACGCUGACUCCCGGCGGGGGAAAGAACCUGGGACUGGAGGGCGAAAGGGCGUCGGGGGCUGAAUGCGGGGCCGCUGGGUCGGUAGCGACGAGGCGCUGCUGCGGCUCUGGUGCUCGUUGCUGCGGCAGCGGCGGAGUGGAGCGGUCGCCUCCCUUCGCUUCAGCCCCCGAUCUGCCUCCUCCGGCCCUUCCGACCUCCGAGAAGGGAGACCCGCCGCCGCCGCCGCCGCGGAGAGAUGAAGAACAUUGAAGCUGAAGAACAGAUGAGCAGCUGGCUCUUCAAACAGCUUAAACUCCAUUUGGAUCAGGAAUGGAAAUACCAACCCAGGGAAAAGGGGCUAAGUCUGAUUGAGUGCACUAUUGAGAAUGAAAAUACCUUAUGCCCAAGACUUAGGAACGCAAAAGUGGAAGAUCUCUGGAGUUUGGUCAACUUCUUUGGAUUUGCCACAGAAACCUUUGUCCUGGCUGUCAACAUUCUUGACAGGUUUUUGGCACUCAUGAAGGUGAAACCUAAGCAUUUAUCCUGCAUUGGAGUCUGUUGUUUCCAGCUGGCUGCUCAACAGGUUGAGGAGGAAGGCAACAUCCCAUCUCUGCAUGAUGUCAUCCGAAUUAGCCAAUGCAAAUGCACCGUUUCUGAUCUCAAGCGGAUGGAAAAAAUAAUAUCAGAAAAACUGCACUUUGACUUCAAAGCAACUACUGCCUUAACUUUUUUGCACUUAUACCAUACUAUUGUACUCUGCCAUACCUCAGAAAGGAAAGAGCUGUUGAAUCUCGACAAACUGGAAGCACAACUUAAAGCUUGUAACUGCCGACUUGUUUUUUCAAAAGCAAAACCAUCCAUUUUGGCCCUGUGCCUUCUCUCUCUGGAAGUCCAGACUCUGAAAUCCAUUGAGUUGUUUGAGAUUCUUCUGUACGUUCAGAAGCAGUCGAAGAUAAGUGACAGUGACUUACUGUAUUGGAGAGAGCUGGUCUCAAAAUGCUUAGCAGAUUAUGCUUCCCCCGCCUGUUGCAAGCCAGAUCAUAAGAAACUAGUCUGGAUUGUUUCAAGACGCACUGCCCAGAAUCUUCAAAACAGCUACUAUAGUGUUCCUGAGUUGCCCACAAUCCCAGAGGCCGGAUGCUUUGACGAAAGCGAGAGUGAGGACUCUUGUGAAGACAUGAGCUGCGGAGAAGAAAGCCUCAGCAGUUCCCCUCUGAGCGACGGAGGGGGCACCUUCUUUUUUGACCUCAAACCAAAAUCAAAGUGGCAGGCUCUUUCCUUCGAUUCCGUGUGCUAGUCUGAGCUCUUAAAACGCAUCGUAGUAUUUUUAGGCAAUAAGUAUCUGAACCAGCCCUCUCCCAACUAGGGUGCCUUCCAAGGGCUGGCUUCCACCCCCAGAAUCGCCAGACCCCCCCCCCCCCCCCCCCCCCAACCACAGUUGUUGCAGCUGAGAAUUCUGGGGGUCGAAAUCAACGCCCGCCGGAACGUGCUCCGGUUGGGAAAUGAUCUUAGCAUUCCUUGUACUUUUGGUACAAGAUCUCAUGGAGUUCACUCAAAAUGCAUAUUGUGCUUUUUUUUUUACCUUUGUAUGAUGGUAAGUCUGAUGUGGCAUGAGGGAUCAAAUGAACCAUUUCAAACCUUUGGUCGAGAAACGAUCACAGGAGCACAGAUUUGCCACCCAGAUCACAAGAGGGCUUGCCAUGGGCUGGAAUCCUCUGCUGAAAAAUAGGUUGAAUCUUGGCAGUGACCGAUUCGGUGGCUAGAGGAAAUUGCAGAGAACGUAUAUGAAUUUCUUUUCUGAAAAGGUUUUAAAUAAUGUGUUUUUGUUUGUUUGUUACGUAUUCUUUUAAAGAAAGUAUUCCUGGAGAAAUACUACCGUUUCAGGAGACUUGUUUUAAUCACAAAUGCUGUUUUUUUUUUCUUUGUUUUUUUUGGGGGGGUAGAAAUAAAUAAGCUGCUUUGUUUUUUUUAAAAAAACGCAAAACCAAUCCACAUCGAAGUGCUGAACAUAUUUAGUGUUAAGAUUUCUAAAGAUGAGCUUUCAAAUCCUCAAAUUAGGAAAUGAAAUGUUUUUAGGAAACCUUAGUGUUACUGUUUUUUUUUUGUUUUUUUUUAAACAUAUUAUUAAAAUUUAGAAAGUACUGGAUUUCAGUGUAACGUCCACGGUCCCUCCCAUUAGCUUAUUUCUUUUACAUUGUUAUUAAGUAAAUCUUAUAAUCAUUAACUUUUGCAUGCUUAAGUGAAAAUGGUUAGUGGAAAGGCAGUUGAUAAUGGAGAAGUUUUGAUAAAUGUGAAGUUGAUAAAAAACGGUUGUCAUUACAUUUAAUUGCUUGCCUUUCCUUCCCCCUGCGGCCCCCCCCCCUUUUAAAGCACAGACUUUAUGGUUGCUUUACUUUAGUUCCUUCAAAUAUAUGCAAAGUAAGCAAAAGAAGUCAUUUAGUCUGUAUUAAUAAUGUGAAGGCAAUGCUGUGGUUGAAACGAAGCGGCAAUAAAGUUAGGAUCCUUGCUUUGUGUGUUUUUUUUCUCGUGUAGGCAGAGGUGAAUGUUUUGGAUAGCGUGUGGUGUGAUCUGAUUUUUAUAAAGAAAAAAAAGUUUACAAAAAAGUGUAAAAAAUGUAAAUUAAAACCUGUAAAAAAAAACUUAAAAAACAAAAUAAGCUGAAAAAUAUUGUAUUUUUUACAGUGUACGUUCCUUUCUAUAUGUUGCAUGUAGAUAUUAAUUUAUUAUACCUUGUAUAUGAUAUAAAUAAUGUAUAUGGAAGGCGGGGUGGGGAGGGUUGGUUGGUACGACCAGAUUGUGUCAGAAUGUUUUUUUGAAAGCUAUUUUUGCUCAAAAAAAUAACUCAAGAUUAUCUCUCUGCUUCUGUUCAAUAAAACCAAAUGCUUUUUUUUUUUCUCUA